AUGUCGUCCAACAACGAAUCGCGUUGGUGGUGGUGAGUACUUCCGCUCGAUUGCAGUCUGCGACAUGAAACACGUACCUGGUUCAACCAGCUCCGUGGGUGGCUGUCGUCAUCGCGUCUCGGCCGGCCAAGAGGCAGCUCGUGACCAUCGAUGUAGCUCUAGAGCGUGUACCGUCUGCGGAACGGUGGACUGACCAGAUCUGGUACUUUGUACAGUCACGCCUGCGGACAAGAACAACCCAUCAUCCGAGCACCCGAACCGACCUGCUCCGUAUGUCGCGACUCGUUCGUCGAAGAGGUCAGUUCCAGCUUGCACCACACCUCCACCAUCCAAAUCUCAAGGCUCAUUCGCUGUUCAUCCCUCCCUCAGGUGGAAGAAGACUCGAACGAUGACCCUCGAGACUUUGGUUAUCCAGAAGCACCCGGGAUGGAUGUCAACGAUGGGCCGUUUGGCUUCUUUGCAGCAGCAGCAGCUGCCGCUGGGCAAGGCGGGGCUGGUGGAGCAACGGGCGCAGGAGGAGUUCCUGCACUACGCAUCAUCACCCAAGGACCGGAUGGUCAAGCAAGAGUCAUUCAAUUCGGUGGACCAGGCGCGGCUGGGAAUGCUCAGGGCGGGAAUGCACCUGGGGGAGGGCUGAUGGGUCUGUUGAGGGCCUUUGGAGCGGCAGUUGGCGCCGCUCAGGGGCGACCGAACCCAGAACCAGCUCAGCCAGCGGGUGCAGGCGCACAGGCACACGAUGGAGGAGCGGGUGCAGCUGGUCGAGCAGCAGAGCAGAGGAGGAGGAGAGAGCAGGAGGCCCACGAUCUUGGCGAUCCGGAUGAUGAUGAUCUACCCUACGGUGGCCAGCGACAUGGUGGCGACGCUCAGCGACCGAGGGCAGAAGGAGACGAGAUACCCCUACGGAACCUUGCGUGAGUCCAGGUGGGCGCCAUCAGUAAGUUGGAGACUGUGGCAUCAUCUGAUCAGGAGAAUCGACGCACACAGCGCGUUUCUCGGUGAAGCUUUCGGAGCUCCACCCGUCGACCCAGCCGACGAUCCUCGCAAUAACCCUUUCACCGAGGGUGGGCACAAUGACGAUGACGAAAACAACAACGACAAUACCCAAGGCGGGAAUGGUGCAGCUCAACAGGGUCGCGGUGGUGUACCGGGAGAAGGAUCGCCGUUUGACUACUUCAUUCAGUUGUUGAACGCCUUCGGCGGAGGAGCGGCGGUACCUUUGGCGAGCAACCCAAGGGACUAUGCUUGGGGUGAGGAGUCGUUUCAGAAUUUGCUGAAUGAUCUCAUGGCACAUGUAAGUGCUUCCAUUCAAAACUUUACCGUCAGCACAAAACCUCACUUCUUGCGUGCACAUUCCAGGCUUCUGGCCGAGUUGGCCCUCAACCGGCAUCCAAGGAGAUGAUCGACGAGUUACCGAGAGUCGCCGUCUCUCAAGCCAUGAUCGGUGAGCAAGUCCGGAAAGGGCCAAUAUCUGACUAGAAAGCUGAUUGCACAGCGUCCUUAUCCGACAGACGACCCCACUUCGCACUUCCAAGACUGCACGAUCUGCCAAGACCCGGCAACCGUCGGCGACCGCUUCCUCGUUCUUCAAUGCAAGCACGCCUUCCACGACGAAUGCCUGGUCCCUUGGCUCGAACAAUCGGGGACGUGUCCUACAUGCCGAUUUCAACUUGUGCCGCAACCUGUCAAUGGUGUGCUUCCUGCUGCUGCUGCCGAUGGAGCCGCGACUGGAAACCAAGCUAGAACUACCGCGACGGCGUCGGCUUUGAAUAGCCGAACCGAGGCCGAAGCAAGUGGGAGUGGCAGUGGUGGCUCGAACGCAAGUGAUGGGGAGGAUACCUCAGGCCUGCCUGGGAGCUGGCCCGAUGUUGAGCGUUCCCGAUCGGCAUCUCGAGCUGCGGGAAGAGCCAGGGCGGCAGAGGAGGAGGAGAGGGAAAGCUUGCCGAUUGAUGAUCUCGAUUGA
Microbotryum saponariae is the source of this 1960-nucleotide messenger RNA. The record is from the annotation of a GenBank genome assembly. NCBI's taxonomy places the organism in Eukaryota, Fungi, Basidiomycota, Microbotryomycetes, Microbotryales, Microbotryaceae.